Talpa occidentalis (Iberian mole) is the source of this 1643-nucleotide messenger RNA. RefSeq names its product choline kinase alpha (gene CHKA). NCBI's taxonomy places the organism in Eukaryota, Metazoa, Chordata, Mammalia, Eulipotyphla, Talpidae. Gene Ontology annotation, molecular function: ethanolamine kinase activity; choline kinase activity. Gene Ontology annotation, biological process: CDP-choline pathway; phosphatidylethanolamine biosynthetic process. The record is from RefSeq and is a predicted model, not a curated record. Gene Ontology annotation, cellular component: cytoplasm.
AUGAAGACCAAGUUCUGCAGCGGGGGCGAGGCGGAGCCCUCGCCGCUCGGGCUGCUGCUGGGCUGCGGCGGCGGCAGCGCGGCCGCGGCGCCCGGCGUGGGGCCGCCGCGCGGCGCCGCCAGCGCCCCCGAGCCCAAGCCGCCCGGCGGCCGGCCGCCCCCGCCCGCGCCCCCGCCCGCGCCCCCGCCCGCGCCGGCCGAGCAGCCCGAGCGCACGCGCCGCCGCGCCUAUCUGUGGUGCCGGGAGUUCCUGCCCGGCGCCUGGCGCGGCCUCCGCGAGGACCAGUUCCACAUCAGCGUCGUCAGAGGUGGCCUGAGCAACAUGCUGUUCCAGUGCUCCCUCCCUGACACCGUGGCCCCCGUCGGUGACGAGCCCCGGAAGGUGCUCCUGCGGCUCUACGGCGCCAUCCUCAAGAUGGGGGCCGAGGCCAUGGUUCUGGAGAGCGUCAUGUUCGCCAUUCUUGCCGAGAGGUCGCUGGGGCCCCGGCUCUACGGCAUCUUCCCCCAAGGUCGCCUGGAGCAGUUCAUCCCGAGCCGGCGAUUAGAUACUGAGGAGUUAAGUUUGCCAGAUAUUUCUGCAGAAAUAGCUGAGAAAAUGGCCACAUUUCAUGGCAUGAAAAUGCCGUUCAACAAGGAACCGAAAUGGCUCUUUGGAACAAUGGAAAAGUAUCUCAAUCAAGUGCUCAGAAUUAAAUUUACCGGGGAGUCCCGAGUUAAGCAGCUCCACAAAUUCCUCAGUUACAAUCUGCCUUUGGAACUGGAAAACCUGAGGUCCCUGCUGGAAUCGACUCCAUCCCCAGUCGUGUUUUGUCAUAACGACUGUCAGGAAGGUAACAUCUUACUGCUGGAUGGCAGAGAGAAUUCUGAAAAGCAGAAACUGAUGCUUAUCGACUUUGAAUACAGCAGCUAUAAUUACAGGGGAUUCGACAUCGGGAAUCAUUUCUGCGAGUGGAUGUAUGAUUAUAACUAUGAGAAGUACCCUUUUUUCAGAGCCAACAUCCAGAAGUACCCCACCAGGAAGCAGCAGCUCCAUUUUAUUUCCAGCUACUUGGCUGCGUUCCAAAAUGAAUUUGAAACCCUCAGUAAUGAAGCAAAGUCCAGUGUAGAAGAAGAAAUGUUACUUGAAGUCAAUAGGUUCGCGCUGGCCUCCCACUUCUUCUGGGGACUGUGGUCCAUCGUGCAGGCCAAGAUCUCAUCCAUCGAGUUUGGGUACAUGGACUACGCCCAGGCAAGGUUUGACGCCUAUUUUGACCAGAAGAGGAAACUUGGGGUGUGACUGGGCGCACGGCGGACACCUCAUCCCUGGACGGCGCGGGGCGCGGGGCCGUCUGUGCUCCGGCUGCUGAGCCUGCGGCAGGAAGGCUGGGGAGUCUCACGCAAGCAGACAUGCAUGAUACGAAAGACUAUUAAAAUCGAGUAACAUUUAUUUCAUAUCUUGUUUACGGUUUCACUAGGCCUCUGACCGAGAGCGGAAGCAGAAUAGAGAACAAUAGUGCAAUAGCGCGGGCGCCCGGCAUCCUUUCCCUCUAGGGGGCCUUUACACUCCGGGCUGGGCGCGAGAUGGCAGAGGGCAGGCGUGGGCGGUCGGCCGCGCUCCCGCUGGUUGGAGUUGACGUCCGCGGUGCGCUGCUGCCAGCUCCCUGG